Messenger RNA from Vigna radiata var. radiata (mung bean), 924 nucleotides. RefSeq names its product auxin-induced protein 15A-like. The transcript has a single exon. Lineage: Eukaryota; Viridiplantae; Streptophyta; Magnoliopsida; Fabales; Fabaceae. Gene Ontology annotation, biological process: response to auxin. The coding region runs from base 67 to 345 and encodes 92 amino acids. The record is from RefSeq and is a predicted model, not a curated record.
CAUCCCAAAGCAUUGUAAAUUCAAGAGCUUAUUCUCAAACCGUUCUGUUCUCAUAUCAAUACAACAAUGGUUUUUCGUUUACCUGGAAUCAGAAAGACAAUAUCUGUAGGAAAUCAAGCAUCUUCAAAAGCAGUUGAUGCACAAAAGGGCUAUCUUGCUGUGUACGUGGGAGAGAAAAUGAAGCGAUUUGUGAUCCCUGUAUCAUACUUGAACAAACCUUCCUUCCAAGACUUGUUAAGUAAAGCUGAGGAAGAGUUUGGAUAUGAUCAUCCAAUGGGUGGCCUCACAAUUCCUUGCAGUGAAGAUGUCUUCCAACAUAUAACUUCUUGCUUCAAUGGACAAUAAAUGUCAUUACUUUAGGGGUCUAACGUAGAUUAGUAGAGACAUUUUUGUACAAUAGGCGUCUUCUUAACUUGUAAAGAUCUCCCUUUUGUGAGAAAGAAUGAUAUUUUUGUGCAAAGAAAGUGAACUCAACUAUUCAAGUAGCUACUCAGUAUUUUUAGUUUACCAAUUUCGGUGUUCACUUCUUUCUGCAUGAACAAGGUUAAGUCCAGCUCUAAAACUAAACUUUGUUCUGUGAAAUUUGAAAGCAGGAAUAGAUCACAUGAUUUCUAGAACGGUAGAAUGGAAAGGUUUUCACUGGGACCAAAGAGGAAACAAAUUUAAUUGGGAAGUUUAGAUUAUUAAGAAAAUAUACGUUGCAAAGCAAAAUUUUAAGAAGCUAGGGCCUUAACAAAAGAGGUUGGUUAUCUGCUCAAAUGGGUGUGGUUGCAACAUAAAAUUAGACUUAUCCUCAAGGUUUAUUUUUUGCUUCAAACUUGGCCUAGUAUGAAACAGUAGCUUUAGUUCAUACCACCAGGAAUGGUAUGGAUCAUUAUCUAUAACAAUGUCGGAAUAUGUCAAAGAACGAGGUUCUUUUCAAUA